GUAACACAUAACCAGCCAUUGGAGGAGGUCCUUUUAUUGCUCCACCACCCCACCAGAGCCCCACCAUUUAAACGCCAUAAUAAUCACGGGCAGAUGAUCUGUGAAACAUUCAGAUUCCUUGAACAGCGGUAGCGCCACCAAUCACUGUUGAACCCUCUUUCUUUUUCUGGGCAUUUUCUGGGUUUGCCUCGGAUUGUCUUGGCACCAGGAAAAUGGAGGGUGCCAACCACAAGGCACAGAAGAAGAGGAACUGGUUUCUGCCACUGGUCUUCUCUCUCCUCAUAUCUAUAAUCCUCAUCAUCCUCUCUCUCUUCGCCUCGGCCUACCCAUUUCGCCAAUUGCCUAACGAGACCCCAAAGCCUCCCCUUUUUGUAGAAUCAAAGCUCCACGUUUCUCCAAGUCUGGUCAAUCCAAUCCCAAGGCUGGCCUAUUUGAUAUCUGGGUCCAAAGGGGAUUGUGAGAGCUUGAAGAGGACAUUGAGGGCUUUGUACCAUCCCCUGAACCAGUAUGUGGUGCAUUUGGACCUUGAGGCCUCGGCUGAGGAGAGAUUGGAGCUGGUGAAGUUUGUGAGGGAUGAGGCUUUGUUUGAGAGAGUUGGGAAUGUGAGGGUGGUGUUGAGAUCCAAUUUGGUGACCUAUAGGGGGCCUACUAUGGUCAGUAAUACCCUACAUGCCGCAGCCAUUUUGUUGAAGGAGGGUGGGGAGUGGGAUUGGUUCAUCAACUUGAGUGCUUCUGAUUAUCCCUUGGUUACACAAGAUGAUAUGCUCCAUACCUUGUCAACUAUUCCAAGGGAUCUUAAUUUCAUCGAGCAUACUAGUGACAUUGGUUGGAAGGAAUUCCAUAGGGCCAAGCCUGUUAUAAUAGAUCCCGGGCUAUAUAGCUUGCAGAAAUCAGAUGUAUUUUGGGUCACAGAAAAGAGGAGUUUACCAACAGCAUAUAAACUUUUCACAGGUUCUGCUUGGAUGAUGCUGUCUCGGCCUUUUAUAGAGUUCUGCAUAUGGGGUUGGGACAACCUCCCAAGGGUAGUCCUAAUGUACUACGCCAACUUCCUUUCUUCUCCCGAAGGGUACUUCCAUACAGUCAUCUGUAAUGCUGAUGAGUUUCGGAACACCACUGUGAACCAUGACCUCCAUUUCAUAUCAUGGGAUAACCCUCCCAAACAGCACCCUCAUUUCCUCACUGUUGUGGACUAUCAGAGAAUGCUAGAUAGCAACGCACCCUUUGCCCGUAAGUUUGGCAGGAACGAGGCAGCUCUUGACAAGAUCGACUCUGAGCUUUUGGGGCGCAGCCCUGAUGGUUUUGUGCCGGGUAGUUGGUUUGAUAAAGGAGGCACGAACACUACCGACCCAAACUACAUUGUUGCAAAUAUAACGGAACUGAAACCUGGACCUGGGGCUGAAAGGAUAAGGAAACUCAUUACGGGUUUGUUAUCAGCUAAGGAUUUUGAUGCAAAUCAUUGCAUUUGACAGCUGACAUGCUGCAAGUGACUGCCAUGAAAGGUUCUCAACUGCCGCUGAAUGAUCACAUUAAAUAAUGGAGGACCGCAUAUCAGAUUUGAUAGCAGUAGAAAGGGGAAAUAUACUUGUUCUUCUUUGUAUUCUUUUAGCUGAGCCUUUUGGUUUAGUUUUAAGUUGAUGUGUAUUGGAGCUCAAUGGAAUGGCUGACAGUGCAGUCCAAUGAAUUAGUUGGCUGACGCAAAAGAAAUAUAACAAUGCAUCUGUAAAGAAUGCAUUUUUCA
Molecule: messenger RNA, 1738 nt
Organism: Diospyros lotus (date-plum)
Lineage: Eukaryota; Viridiplantae; Streptophyta; Magnoliopsida; Ericales; Ebenaceae
Product: beta-glucuronosyltransferase GlcAT14B-like
Exons: 4
Coding region: 213-1466 (417 amino acids)
Cellular component (GO): membrane
Molecular function (GO): glucuronosyltransferase activity
Source: RefSeq, a predicted model, not a curated record